AUGGUCCCAAAUGAAGCCCAACAGUACAUGGGUGUGGUGCGGCUACUUCAGCAUUUCAGAUGGACGUGGAUUGGGCUCUUUGCAGUGGAUGAUGACAAAGGGAACAGGUUUUUACAGACAAUGGUGCCGACACUUUUCCAGAAUGGCAUUUGCUAUGCAUUUAUAGCCAGAAUACCAAAAUGGGAUUAUGUGGAUAAAAUGAUAGACAUGAUAAUACAGCAGUGGGAACAUUAUGAAAUCCUUUUUGUGAGCAAAGCCAAUGUGUUUUUUGUAUAUGGAGAACCUCCAUCCUUUCAAGUUUUGAAUGUCUUACUGUUUCUAGUACCCUUCUUGUCAGUGAACCCUCUAGGUAAAGUGUGGAUUGUUACAUCUCACUGGGAUUUUGAAACAGUAACUGUUCAUAAGGCUUGGGAUACACAAACCUUCCAUGGUUCCAUCUCCUUCACUGUUCACUCAAAUCAGCCAUUAGGAUUCCAAACAUUUCUCCAGAUGAUAAGACCUUCCUGGGCCAAAGGAGAUGGUUUCAUCAAGGACUUCUGGGAACAGACAUUCAACUGCUCACUAAAAAUGCCUACUGUGAUGGAGAAGACCAAGAAAACCUGCACUGGAGAGGAGAAGCUGGACACCCUUCCUGGAACUUGGUUUGAAAUGAAGAUGACCGGCCACAGCUACAAUGUCUACAACGCUGUCUAUGCUGUGGCACAUGCUUUGCGUGCCCUAUACGAUUCCAGUUCCAAAUGCAGAAGUUUGGUAGAAAGAGAGAGUCUGGAUAUUCAGAAUGUGCAACCGUGGCAGCUCCAUCACUUUCUAAGCAGCACCUUGUUCAAUAACAGUGCUGGAGACACUGUGCGCUUUGAUGCCAAUGGAGCAUUAGUUACAGACUUUGAUGUUACAAACUGGUUGAUGUUCCCCAAUGGCUCAGUGGUUAGAGUAAAAGUUGGAAGAUUGGAUCCCCAGGCUUCUCCCAACAAAAGGUUAACCAUUAAUGAUGACCGAAUUGUCUGGCAUAAAAGUUUUAAUCAGGUGCUGCCCCUUUCUGUGUGCAAUGACAACUGCUAUCCUGGCUACAGCAAGAAAAAGAGGGAAGGAGAGAAAUUUUGCUGCUAUGACUGUAGUCCAUGUCCAGAAGGGAUGAUCUCUCACCAGAAGAACAUGGAUGCCUGCAUCAGAUGUCCAGAAGAUCAGUAUCCAAACAAGGACCAAAUUCAAUGCAUUGCCAAGGUUCUAAGCUACCUUUCUUAUGAAGAAUCAUUAGGCUUCAUCUUGGCUAUCUUGGCUCUUUCUUUCUCUUUGAUCACAACUUUGGUGCUUGGAACUUUUUUGAAGCACAAAGACACUCCCAUAGUCAAAGCCAACAACAGGAGCUUCACCUACAUCCUCCUCAGCUCUCUCUUUCUUUGCUUCCUCUGCACCUUGCUGUUCAUUGGACAACCUGGAAAGUUGGUCUGCCUUCUCCGACAAAUGUUUUUUGGCAUUGUCUUCUCUGUGGCGCUUUCCAGCAUUUUGGCCAAAACUGUCAUUGUGAUUGGUGCAUUCAUGGCCACCAAGCCAGGCUCCAAGUUGAGGAAAAGGAUGGGGAAAGGACUGGCCAAUUCCAUUUUAUUGUCUGGCUCCUUGAUUCAAGCAGGCAUUUGUGCAGUUUGGCUAUGUACAUCUCCUCCAUUCCCAGAUGUGGACAUGCACUCAUUGAAUGGGAAAAUCAUACUGGAAUGUAAUGAGGGCUCUGCUUUCAUGUUUUAUUUUGUGUUGAGCUAUCUGGGCUCCCUGGCUAUUGUCAGUUUCAUGGUGGCUUUCUUAGCCAGGAAGUUACCCGACAGUUUCAAUGAGGCCAAAUUCAUCACUUUCAGCAUGUUGGUCUUUUGCAGUGUUUGGUUAUCCUUUGUUCCAUCCUACCUGAGCUCCAAAGGAAAAUAUGUGGUGGCUGUGGAGAUCUUUGCCAUCUUGUCCUCCAGUGCUGGAUUACUGGGUUUCAUCUUUUUCCCUAAAUGGUUCAUUAUUGUUUUUAGGCCUGAGCUGAACAACAGGGAUCACCUCAUCAGAAGGAAAAAAUGA
Molecule: messenger RNA, 2052 nt
Organism: Elgaria multicarinata webbii
Lineage: Eukaryota; Metazoa; Chordata; Lepidosauria; Squamata; Anguidae
Product: vomeronasal type-2 receptor 26-like
Exons: 4
Coding region: 1-2052 (683 amino acids)
Biological process (GO): G protein-coupled receptor signaling pathway
Cellular component (GO): plasma membrane
Molecular function (GO): G protein-coupled receptor activity
Source: RefSeq, a predicted model, not a curated record